AGCUUGGUGGACGUGGGAUCAAACUCACAACCUUCUGAUUGGUAGCCCAACACCUUAACCACUACCACAUGCCCACAUCAGUCUGUAGGGAAAGAUGGAGGGAAAGAGAUCAGACUCACGAGAACCCAGCUGGGUGUCCAUGAAGAGUGACUGGUCAAAGGAUCCCAUAACUAACUUCAGAGUCAGAAAGAUUUCUUCUGAUCUGAGAAAGAUGGAGGGAAAAAGAUCAGACUCACCAAAAUCCAGCUGUGUGUCCAUGAAGAGUGACUGGUCAAAGGAUCCCAUAACUAACUUCAGAGACAAAGACACUUCUUCUGAUCUGAGAAAAAUGGAGGGAAAAAGAUCAGACUCAGCAAAAUCCAGCUGUGUGUCCAUGAAGAGUGACUGGUCAAAGGAUCCCAUAACUAACUUCAGAAGCAGGGAAACACCUUCUGAUCUGAGACAACAAAAGAAGUCGUCAAACAUCAGCAGAAAUCAGCUGGACUCCAUAUUCAAGGAGCUGGAACAUAAAGUCAUCACUCUGAUAAAGAAUGAGCUGAAAAGGUUUAAGAAGCUUCUGAGACCAGAUUACCCAGCAUGCACUGAGAGGGAGGUGGAGGAUGAGGAGGAUCUGCACAGUGUCAGAGAGGGAGCGAUGAAGAUCACACUGCACGUCCUAAAGAACAUGAACCAUACAGAUCUCGCUAACACACUGCAGAACAGACUCCCCUCUGUGUAUCAGCCGAAGCUGAAAUCCAAGCUGAGAGAGAAGUUUAAAAGAAUUAAUGAAGGAAUCUCACAACAUGGAAGCUCAGCACUUCUGAACGAGAUCUACACUGAGAUUUACAUCACAGAGGGUUGGAGUGGAGACGUCAAUAAUGAACACGAGGUGAGACAGAUUGAGAAAGUGUCCAGGAGACCAGCAACACAGGAGAAACCCAUCAACUGUAAUGAUCUCUUUAAAGACAAGUCCAUCAGAACUGUGCUGACUAAAGGAAUUGCAGGAAUUGGAAAAACAGUCUCCGUGCAGAAGUUCAUUCUGGACUGGGCUGAAGGAGAAGCAAAUCAGAAUGUCACCUUCGUGUUCCCACUUCCCUUUAGAGAGCUGAAUCUGAUGAAGCAGCAAAAUCUCAGUCUGAUGAAUCUUCUUUAUUACUUUUUCCCAGAAAUGAGAAAACUAGAAUCAAUAGACUGUGACUCCUACAAAGUCCUGUUCAUCUUUGAUGGUUUGGAUGAGUGUCGACUUCCUCUAAAUUUCCAGAAGAAUGAGAUAUUGCUUGAUGUGACAGAGUCAGCCUCAGUAGAUGUUCUGCUGACGAACCUCAUCAAGGGGAAUCUGCUUCCCUCUGCUCUCCUCUGGAUAACCUCCCGACCAGGAGCAGCCAAUCAAAUCCCUCCUCAGUGUGUAGACCAGGUAACAGAGGUACAAGGCUUCAGUGAUCCACAGAAAGAGGAGUACUUCAGGAAGAGGAUCAGUGAUCAGAGCCUGGCUAAUAAAAUCAUCAGACACCUGAAGUCUUCAAGAAGUCUCUACAUCAUGUGCCACAUCCCAGUCUUCUGCUGGAUCUCAGCCACUGUUCUAGAGAGAAUGUUGGGUGAAGCAGAAAGUCGAGAGAUCCCCAAGACUCUGACUCAAAUGUUCACACACUUCCUGAUCUUUCAAAUCAAACACAAGGACCAAAAGUACCAUCAGAAAUGUGACCCUGAUCCUCAGCAGACCAGAGAGAGUAUCAUGGCACUGGGAAAACUGGCUUUCCAUCAGCUGGAGAAAGGAAACCUGAUCUUCUAUGAAGAAGACCUGAGAGAGUGUGGCACUGAUGUCAGAGAAGUGUCAGUGUACUCAGGAGUGUGUACCCAGAUCUUCAGAGAGGAGUUUGGGCUUCACCUGGGGAAGGUGCUCAGCUUCGUACAUCUGAGUGUUCAGGAGUUUCUGGCCGCUUUAUACACAUUUCUUUCCUUUAUCAGCAGAAAUGUAAAAGAACAGCAAACCAUUGGUCUGUCUGAUCAUUUCAAAAAUUCAACCAUUUCUGAGCUCCUCAGGAGAUCAGUGGACAAGGCCUUACAGAGUGAGAUUGGACACCUGGACCUGUUCCUCCGCUUUCUUCUGGGUCUCUCACUGGAGUCCAAUCAGACUCUCUUACGAGACUUAAUGCCACAGACAGGAAGCAGAUCUCACAGCAAACAGGAAACAGUGGAUUACAUCAAGGAGAAGAUCAGAGAGAAUCCUUCUCCAGAGAAAUCCAUCAAUCUGUUCCACUGUCUAAAUGAACUGAAUGAUCAUUCUCUAGUGCAGGAAGUACAAACUUACCUGAAAGAUGUAGGUUACAGACGUCUCAGUGGAACCAGUCUCUCUCCUGCUCAGUGGUCAGCUCUGGUGUUUGUGUUACUGAACUCAGAACAGGAGCUGGAUGAGUUUGAUUUGAGGAAAUAUGAUCCAUCAGAUGAAUGUCUUCUGAGGCUGCUGCCAGUUGUCAAAGCCUCCAGAAAUGCUAAGUAAGUAUUUUAUUUAAAAGUGUUUUGUUUUAUGUUUAUUAUUUUACUGAACUGCACAGUUUAAAUUAUUGCUUGUUUAUUGUUUCUCUAAUAAUUUUAUAGAAACAUCUGCUAAAUGCGUAGAUAAUUCUAUCACUUUUUUCAGCAAUAUGUUAUUUAAAAUAAACAUAAACACACCACCUGAACUCAGGUCCACUCCAAACACUCAGAAAUCAGAGGCGUCUGUAUGAGAUCAAGUGUACUAGCUCGUAUAUUGUGUAACAUUAAAAACAUAUACUUUGUGAAAUAUUAAAACAAUAAUAAAAUACUUUCCAAAACAUUAAAACAAGCUUUAAAAGAAAUGUUUAUAAAACCAGAGAAUGAUAAACUCCUGACCAAUUGCUCCAGUACAAACAGUCUGCUGCUCUGGAAAACCAUGCAAUGUAACACUAACUAAACCAAAUGACAACAAUUCUUUGU
Messenger RNA from Tachysurus fulvidraco (yellow catfish), 2931 nucleotides. RefSeq names its product NLR family CARD domain-containing protein 3-like. Lineage: Eukaryota; Metazoa; Chordata; Actinopteri; Siluriformes; Bagridae. The record is from RefSeq and is a predicted model, not a curated record. The transcript has 7 exons. Bases 95 to 2476 code for a protein of 793 amino acids.